Molecule: messenger RNA, 2823 nt
Organism: Caenorhabditis sp. 36 PRJEB53466
Lineage: Eukaryota; Metazoa; Nematoda; Chromadorea; Rhabditida; Rhabditidae
Source: the annotation of a GenBank genome assembly
AUGCUACCUCCCGUUGUUCUCCUUAUUAUUGGUGGCUUCAUUGCAUUCGUCUUGGCGUUCGCCAUCGGUGCAAAUGACACGGCCAACUCAUUCGGAACCUCCGUUGGAAGCAAGGUAACAGUCGGAAUACGGAGCGCUCUCAAAGUUAAUUUUUUUAGGUGUUGACCCUCCAUCAAGCGUACAUCUUGGCGAGCAUCUUCGAAACCCUCGGCGCGUGUCUUCUCGGUAAGCGUAGAGUAGAAGCAGCACGUGACUGUAGUAUGUUCAAAGACGAAAUUGAAAUGUUUUGCAGGCCAUCAAGUGACGGACACUAUGCGCAAGGGCGUCAUCGACAUCGAAGCUCUAUCGCCAUCGAAUGUGACUGGGGCAAUUCAGAAGUCGAACGAGCAAGUGAUAAUGUUGGGACAAAUCGCCAUUCUUACUGGAUGCGGUGCGUGGAUGUUGCUGGCGACUGCUUUCAAGCUGCCCGUCUCAACGACUCACUCCAUCGUCGGCGCAACCAUCGGAUUCGGUCUUAUUGCGAGUGGCCCAUCGGUCAUCAUCUGGACAAAGAUUUACCGCAUUUGUGAGAGAAAUAUCUAUAGUUCGAAGAGAGCAUUUGCUUAUUUACAGUCGCUUCGUGGAUCAUCUCUCCGCUUCUUUCCGGAAUCACUUCACUCAUAAUCUACCUGGCAUUGGAUCACUUGGUUCUGAGACGCGUAAGUUGCAGGAUCUGCUCUGAUUUUACAAUACAACUAUCUACAGAAAGAGCCUCUCCACAGUGGAAUUCGAGUUCUCCCUGUCCUCUAUUUCCUCUGCUUCGCAUUCAAUGUGUUCGCCAUCGUUUACAAGGGACCUUCGUGUUAGUUAUCUACUCUCGUUUUUCAUAUUAUGUUCUUUUUUCAGUCCUCAAAUUCGAUGGACUCACUCUCACUGAAUGUCUCCUCAUAUCAGGAUCGAUCGGCCUCUGUGUCGCCCUCGUGUUCGCUUUCUUCCUGGCUCCGUAUCUCAAAAACCACAUCUUGAGUAUGUUUAAGACUUCGAGGAUGAGGUUAGCCAUUGUCGAUAAGGCACCGCACCCUAUCAGUGGCCUUAUCAUACCCGCUUAGUAUUUAGUUUACUUUUUGUUUGCCCUUUUCAGGUGGUCAAGUUUUAGGAAACUGGUUUGAAAUAGUACUGAAAGUGUCUUUUCAGGCAAAGAAAUUCUCGAAAUAACCGGAAAGCAGCAGCGGCACGGACAUGAGAAGCACAAUAACAACCACAAAGAUGUGGACAUGGAAGAAGGAAACGGAAAGGCGAUCGAAAUGAAAAGCCACGAUGAGCAGCAGAGUACGUGACCAUCUUUUCAUGCCGCGUCCAAUGUCUCGGAAAAACCGUAAAAACCGCAGAUUUUGCUGUCCAAAGUCGGCCGAAAUUUGCGUGAAAAACGGGGGUGUGCACAGCUCAAUGAGUGUAACCGUACCUCUAAAACUACGGUAUUUUUUGAAAAUUUGUUAAUUUCUUGAGGUUAUUUGAAAAUAUUCAAAUUUUUUGCGCAAAUUUUCAAAAAAUACCGUAGUUUUAGGGGUACGGUUACACUCAUUGAGCUGUGCGCACCUCCGUUUUUCACGCAAAUUUCGGCCGACUUUGGACAGAAAAAUCUGCGGUUUUUACGGUUUUUCCGAGACAUUGGACGCGGCAUCAGGAAUUUCCCUAUCGGAAUGUUUUCAGAAACCUCUCUUCUCAAUCAGCCAACGAUCGUUGUGAGCACGUGUCCUUCGAACGGAGAAUCAAGUUCGUCGUUCACCAAUCCGAAGAAUACCAUCCGUCCGUCGACCUCGCUCGCUUCUUUCUUUCGCUCUUGCAAACCGGAAGAUCCACAGGCUUCUCGACUCUUCUCACUCCUUCAAGUGAUGACUGCCUGUUUCGGAGGAUUCGCACACGGUGGUAACGACGUCAGCAAUGCUAUCGCUCCACUCGUCUCUCUCUGGCUGUACGCCAAUCCAAGUGAUGAUGGUAAUGACAGUACUCCAUGGCAACUGUUGCUCUAUGGAUCGUUUGGUAUGUGCGUUGGACUCUGGGUUCUCGGACAUCGUGUUAUCUACACCGUCGGAGAGAAUUUAACGAAGAUCACUCCUGCUUCCGGUUUCUCAGUCGAAUUCGGAGCCGCCGUCACUGUUCUCGUCGCCUCCAAAAUGGGACUUCCUAUCUCAUCUACACAGUGCAAAGUGAGAGAAUUUUUUAAUUCUCAGUUCCAUCAUCGGAUAUUUCACAGGUCGGAUCGGUCGUCGCCGUCGGCCUCAUUCAGUCGAGACACGAAGUUCACUGGGGAGUGUUCCGCAACAUCUCGCUCUCCUGGAUCGUCACUCUUCCAGUUGCCGGUAAGUCCUUCAAGAGUUCAGCUUUCAGUGCUCGAGGUAAUGAUCACUUGACUUCGUUUUAGAGUGCACUUUGAGUAGGAGGGGUUCGAAAAAUAUAUAUGAAAUUUGAGUCGUCUCUGGUGGUCGGUUGUUGAGAUCUAAUUCAGGGCUGUAGUAUGGGAAACGGAAGAAGAACUCACUGUGAAGACGUAAUUAGAAAGUAGGAGACGGUUUCUGAAAAAUCAGAGGUGACUAAAGAAAAACGUAGAAAUAUUGGGCUCCAAUUUUCCUUUCACCAAUUAUCCUAUCUCAUUCUAGUUCUUUAUGUGUUUUUUCAAUUGUCUCAGACAACACGAACACAAAUUGCGGGUUGUCGUUCACCUUACACCGGCUCAUCGUCUUUUUUGCAGGACUGCUCUCCGCCGGAACCAUGGCCCUCCUUUCCCUAACACUGAUCGGCACUGCAGCUCCGAACGAGGAUUCCGUUCUUCGGUUCUUCUUCUAA